Pongo pygmaeus (Bornean orangutan) is the source of this 2752-nucleotide messenger RNA. Its product is annotated as zinc finger protein 117-like. Gene Ontology annotation, cellular component: nucleus. Gene Ontology annotation, biological process: regulation of transcription by RNA polymerase II. Lineage: Eukaryota; Metazoa; Chordata; Mammalia; Primates; Hominidae. The record is from RefSeq and is a predicted model, not a curated record. Gene Ontology annotation, molecular function: DNA-binding transcription factor activity, RNA polymerase II-specific; RNA polymerase II cis-regulatory region sequence-specific DNA binding.
UCUGCUCCUAGAGGCCCAGCCUCUGUGGCCUCGUUACCUGCAGGUAUUGGGAGAUCCACAGCUAAGACGCCAGGACCCACUGGAAGCCUAGAAAUGGGACCAUUGACAUUUAUGGAUGUGGCCAUAGAAUUCUCUUUGGAGGAGUGGCAAUGCCUGGACACUGCACAGCAGAAUUUAUAGCAUGUGAUGUUAGAGAACUACAGAAACCUGGUUUUCUUGGGUAUUGCUGUCUCUAAGCCAGACCUGAUUACCUGUCUGGAGCAAGGAAAAGAGCCCUGGAAUAUGAAGAGACAUGAGAUGGUAGCUAAACAUUUAGUUAUGUUUUAUUAUUUUGCCCAACACCUUUGACCAGAGCAGAACAUGAGUUCUUUCCAGAAAGUGACCCUAAGAAGAUAUAGAAAAUGUGGAUAUGAGAAUUUACAGUUAAGAAAAGGCUGUAAAAGUGUGGUUGAGUGUAAACAGCACAAAGGAGAUUAUAGUGGACUUAACCAAUGUUUGAAAACUACCUUGAGCAAAAUAUUUCAGUGUAAUAAAUAUGUAGAAGUUUUCCAUAAAAUUUCAAAUUCAAAUAGACACAAGAUGAGACAUACUGAAAAUAAACAUUUUAAAUGUCAACAAUGUGGCAAAACAUUUUGCAUGCUUUCACACCUAACUCAACAUAAAAGAAUCCAAACUAGAGUGAAUUUCUACAAAUGUGAAGCAUGUGUAAGAGCCUUUAACUGGUCCUCAACCCUUAAUAAACAUAAGAGAAUUCAUACCGGAGAAAAACCUUACAAAUGUAAAGAAUGUGGCAAAGCCUUUAACCAGACCUCACACCUUAUUAGACAUAAGAGAAUUCAUACUGAAGAGAAACCGUACAAAUGUGAAGAAUGUGGCAAAGCCUUUAACCAGUCAUCGACCCUUACUACACAUAAUAUAAUUCAUACUGGGGAAAUUCCCUACAAAUGUGAGAAAUGUGUUAGAGCUUUUAACCAAUCCUCAAAGCUUACUGAACAUAAGUUAAUUCAUACUGGAGAGAAACGUUAUGAAUGUGAAGAAUGCGGCAAAGCUUUUAACCAAUCCUCAAAACUUACUGAACAUAAGUACAUUCAUACUGGAGAGAAGCCGUACAAAUGUGAAGAAUGUGGUAAAGCCUUUAACCAGUCCUCAAUCCUUACUACACAUAAGAGAAUUCAUAGUGGAGAGAAGCCCUACAAAUGUGAAGAAUGUGGCAAAGCUUUUAAACAAUCUUCAAAUCUUACUGACCAUAAAAAAAUUCAUACCGGAGAGAAACCCUACAAAUGUGAGGAAUGUGGCAAAGCUUUUAACCAACUCUCAAACCUUACUAGACAUAAGCUAAUUCAUACUGGAGAGAAACCCUACAAAUGUGGAGAAUGUGGCAAAGCCUUUAACCAGUCUUCAGCCCUUAAUACACGUAAGAUAAUCCGUACUGGAGAGAAUCCCCACAAAUGUAGAGAAUCUGGCAAAGUUUUCCACCUAUCCUCAAAACUUAGUACACAUAAGAAAAUUCAUACUGGAGAGAAACUCUACAAAGGUGAAGAAUGUGGCAAAGCCUUUAACCGAUCUUCAACCCUUAUUGGACAUAAGAGAAUUCACACUGGAGAGAAACCCUACAAAUGCGAAGAAUGUGGCAAAGCUUUUAACCUAUCCUCCAACCUUACUGCACAUAAAAAAAUUCAUCUUGGAGAGAAACCCUACAAAUGUGAAGAAUGUGGCAAAGCUUUUAACCGAUCUUCAACACUUACUACACAUAAGAUAAUUCAUACUGAAGAGAAACAGUACAAAUGUGAUGAAUGUGGCAAAGCUUUUACCCGAUCCUCGAAACUCAUUGAACACAAGAAAAUUCAUACUGGAGAGAAACCUUACAAGUGUGAAGAAUGUGCCAAAACUUCUAACCAUUUCUCAACCUUUACUAAACAUAAGAUGAUUCAUACUGGAGAGAAGUUACACAAAUGUGAUGAAUGUGACAAAGCUUUUAACCAAUCUUCAACCCUUUCUACACAUAAGAUAAUUCAUACUGGAGAGAAACCCUACAAAUGUGAAGAAUGUGGCAAAGCUUUUAAUUGAUCAUCAAACCUUACUGAAUAUAAGAAAAUUCAUACUGGAGAAGAAUCCUACAAAUGUGAAGAAUGUGGCAAAGCUUUUAACCAAUCUUCAAACCUUAUUAAACAUAAGAAAAUUCAUACUGGAGAGAAACCCUACAAAUGUGAAGAAUGUGGAAAAGCUUUUAACUAGUUCUCAACUCUUACUACACAUAAAAUAAUUCAUACUGGAGAGAAACCAUAUAAAUGUGAAGAAUGUGGCAAAGCUUUCAACCUAUACAUAAACCUUACUACACAUAAGAAAAUUCAUACUGGAGAGAAACCCUACAAGUGUGAAGAAUGUGGCAAAGCUUUUAACCAAGUGUCAACUCUUACUAUACAUAAAAGAAUUCAUACUGGAGAGAAACCUUACAAAUGUGAGGAAUGUGGCAAAACUUUCAAUCGAUCCUCAAAACUUACUACACAUAAGAAAAUUCAUACAGGAGAGAAACCUUACAAAUGUGAAAAAUGUGCUAAAGCUUUUAACCAGUCUUCAACCCUUUCUACAUGUAAGAUAAUUCACACUGGAGAGAAAUGCUACAAAUGUGAAGAAUGUGGCAGUUUUUAACCGAUCUUCAAACCUUACAGACCAUAAAAAAUUUCAUACAGGAGAGAAAUCCUACAAAUGGGAAGAAUGUGGCAAGGCCUUUAACUGGUCCUCAACGCUUACU